AUGGGGAUGACAUUAAAAUUAUCAAUUCAAAAUUUUGAUGAUUUUAAAAGUGUUGAUGACAAUUUGUUUAAACAAUAUUAUUGGGUAUCUAAAAACGAUUUCUUCAAAUUAUACAGCCUCAUUGCACCACCAGAUCAAGUAAACAAUGAAUUAUUUUUAAAAUUGUUGCUAUUUUUCCUUUAUAUCAAAAAGUACCCAACCAUGCGUUCACUUUCAAUAGAAUGCAACAUUGAUCAAUACACAGCAAAACGAUACUUGGAUGAAAUUAUUGGUUUGUUAUCAUUUCAUUUUUUAUUAAAUACAACAAUUAGCCAAUUAAAUAGAAUUAGCAGUGAGCCAAUUAGUAUUAAAUCAUAUAAUAAUCCAAUUAGUAAUAAAAAAUAUAGAGUAAAUGGUUUUGUUUCAGCAACUUUUUUUCCAAUAUCAACUUAUUCGACAUGCGGCGAUCAAAUUAAAUAUUAUUCACAGAAACACCAAACAAAUGGGAUUAAAGUAUUAUCAAUAGUAAAUAUUAAUAAUGGCGGGGUUAGUUUUGUUUCCAAAAAUUCUUACUUUGGAUCAACAAGAGAUUUUAAUAUCGCAUUAGAAUCAGGUGUAUGUGAUGUUUUUCAAUUAGAAGAAGAUGAACGAAUAUUGGGUGAUUUUGGGUUUUCGAACAGACCAGAUAAAUUUAUAUGUUCGAAUAUUGUUGGUAGUGAGGAUAAUCUAAAUAAUGGAAUGGGCGCAUAUCAUAUAGAGACACCAAUAGACAAGGCAAAAAAAUCAUUGGACAUUUUAAAUGAAGGAUACAGGGGUGAUACAAAAGAAUUUGAAAAAAUAAUUUAUAUAAUUUUCAAUCUUUUAAAUUUAUUUUUAAAAGAUGAAUCAAUUUUAAAAGCAAAAGAGGUUUUAUUAAAAAAUGGUACAUCAAGUGAAUUGUUAGAAUAUGGCGGAAAACCAAUUUCAUUUGACAGUAGAAUGUUUUUAAGAACCCCUCUAGGUAAAAAUGUAGUAACACUUCCAGAUAAUCAAGUACCAACUGUUAUACAAUCAGAAAAUUCCUCAUCAUUGUCAACAAGAGUAACCUUUUCUUCUCUUCCAAAAUCAAUUAUAGCGAUUACACCAAAAGAAUCUGAAAUAACAAAACCACUUGUAGACCCAACAACCACUUCCACCAUUUCCACCACCACUACUACAUCCACCACCUCAAAUACAGUCAUAAUAACAACCACUACAAUUGAUAAAAAUCCUGGUGGUUUCUUUAGAGGGCCAGAAACCUCUUCAUCGAUACCAACUGUAGCGUCUAUAAAGGGAAUUAAUGUCAAUUCAGUACCAAAGGUAGCAAAAACAAGCAAUUCAAUUGAUAGGAAUGUUCCAAAUAGUUUUUUUAGAAGAAUAGACCCAACUCCCUCAUUCAGAGUCAACUUACCUGUUAAUGUUGCGGCUCCCUCAAAUCUAUCUGACCAUAGAAAGUUUUUAAGAAGUGCUUAUCGUGGUUAA
Molecule: messenger RNA, 1479 nt
Organism: Dictyostelium purpureum
Lineage: Eukaryota; Evosea; Eumycetozoa; Dictyosteliales; Dictyosteliaceae
Exons: 3
Coding region: 1-1479 (492 amino acids)
Source: RefSeq, a predicted model, not a curated record